GACCUUGAAAGUGAAGUUGCUAAGCAGAAGGAACUCCGGAUGAUGUACAGAAAGAGAAUGGAGAGAACACAUGACUAUCUAAAAUACUGUCUUCAAGUGGCACAAGACAAUGGUUUCCUGGACCUAAUAAUUAACAAGAAUAAAAAUGAUCAUGACCAACAAGAAUGCCCUCUUAAUUCUACCAUUAAUCUCAGCAUCAAUGCUAGCCCUCAACUAUCUUCUCCAGUUCACCAACAUGCCGACCUUACUGCCCUCGUUGGUCAAGCUAAGAUGAACGGAUGGUACAUUGAACAUAACGAGAUUGAACUGCAAGAGAAAAUAGGCCAAGGAAGCACGGCGGUCAUUUACAGAGCAAGUUGGCGAGGGCUUGAUGUUGCCGUGAAGUGCAUAUUUCCUGAUUUUUUCCAGUCAAAUGAAAGUGGUGUAGCAUUUUUCGCUCAAGAGCUCGACACUUUAUCUAGGCAGCGCCAUCGUUACGUGCUGCAACUAAUGGGUGCAUGUCUUGAUCCUCCUAAGCAUGCAUGGGUUGUGACAGAAUUGUUGGGCAUGACCUUGAAGGAAUGGCUCUAUGGACCGGGUAAUAGUAGGCAAAAAGAGAGGUUAACUCCACUUGCUCCAUUUGGGGAGAGGAUUGCUAGAGCACUAGAGAUUGCUCAAGCAAUGCAAUAUCUACACGAACAAAAACCAAAAAUCAUUCAUCGCGAUCUUAAGCCUAGCAAUAUAUUCUUGGACGACGCUAAUCAUGUUAGAAUAGCAGAUUUCGGUCAUGCCAGAUUCUUGGGAGAUGAGGAGAUGGCACUUACUGGUGAAACUGGAACAUACGUUUAUAUGGCACCGGAGGUCAUUCGCUGCGAACCUUAUAACGAAAAAUGCGAUGUAUACAGCUUCGGUGUAAUACUUAACGAGAUUAUAACCGGUAAUCAUCCAUACAUAGGAACAAAUUUUGGUCCCAGCAAGAUUGCGAUGGAAGUUGCAGAAGGUAACCUGAGGCCUAUGCUUCCAGAGGAUCACAGUGGCCAACUUGGUGAACUCAUCAAUCUCAUUUGCCUUUCAUGGGAUCAAGAUGCUUCCAUUAGACCAUCUUUCGCAACCGUCACUUCCACUCUGAAAAAGAUUCAACUGAGAAUCAUCGAGAGUGAUGAUUAUAACUAAUUGCUAUUUAUUAUCUUCAUGUGAUAGUUCAGAUGUCCAGUCAAACUCCUAACGUGGUUAGCUAAAAUAUACACUAUACCUGUGUUAAUUUUUUGAGCAGCAAAUUCCUUA
Messenger RNA from Ricinus communis (castor bean), 1263 nucleotides. RefSeq names its product serine/threonine-protein kinase STY46. Gene Ontology annotation, molecular function: ATP binding; protein kinase activity. The coding region runs from base 40 to 1152 and encodes 370 amino acids. NCBI's taxonomy places the organism in Eukaryota, Viridiplantae, Streptophyta, Magnoliopsida, Malpighiales, Euphorbiaceae. The transcript is spliced from 4 exons. The record is from RefSeq and is a predicted model, not a curated record. Gene Ontology annotation, biological process: protein phosphorylation.